CAAAAGUUGGGUGUAAUGAAUCGCGCGGCAAGGUUGAGCUCGCCGGAGGACGCGUCGGUGGCGGCGGCGCGGAAGCUGCACCUCCUCCUCCGCUCCCGUGACCUCCACCCGGCGCUCGCCUACCUCCGCGCCCUCCCCUCGCCGCUCACCCUCCUCCCCAACCACGCCCUCAACGCCCUGCUCCGCGCGCUCGCCGCCGCCGGCCGCGUCCGCGCCGCCGCGUCCCUCUUCCGCCGCAUCCCCUCCCCCACCCCGCACUCCUACAACUCCCUCCUCGCCGCCCUCCUCCGCCGCGGCCGCGCGCGCGCGGCCUCCGCGCUCUUUGCCGCCUUCCUCCGCUCCCCCUCCGCCUCCCCCGACGCCGCCACCCUCAACACCCUCCUCCACGGCCUCUCCACCGCCUCGCCGCAGCCGUCCCCUCCCGCGCUCCUCAGGCUCUUCCAUUUCUUGCCAGAGACCUACGCCUUCGCGCCGGACGCCAUCUCGUACAACUCGUUGCUCUCCGCUCUCUGCCGCGCCGGCGACCUGGUCACCGCGCGCAAGCUGUUCGACGGAAUGCGCGUCGGAGAAGAAGGCAGAGGAGAUGUCUUUCCUAAUGUUAUCACCUAUACGACCAUGAUCAAGGCGUACUGUGGGAAGAGACUUGUGAGCGAGGCUCUCGCGAUCUUCAAGAUAAUGGUUGCUGAUGGUGUGGAGCCGAACAGGAUCACAUACAACACGAUGGUGCAGGGUUUCUGUGAUGCUGGCAGGAUGGAGCUAGUGAAGGAGGUGUUGGAUAUGGAUUCGUUUAAGCCAGACACUUGCACAUUCAACAUCCUGGUGGCCGCACAUUGUAGGGAAGGACGGAUCGAGGAUGCUAUGAAGGUGUUUAAUCAGAUGGUGGAGCUCCGUGUGAGACGUGAUUCUGCAAGCUAUAGCAUGGUCAUCCGGGCGUUGUGCGAGAAUGAGGAAUUUGCGCAGGCUGAGGAGCUUGUGGAUGAGCUCUUGGAGAAGGAGGUGCUCAAGAAGAGAGGGGGUUGCACGCCACUCAUUGCAGCAUACAACCCAGUUUUUGUGUACUUGUGUGAGCAUGGGAAGACAAAGAAAGCAAGGAUGCUGUUUGGGCUGCUUCUGGACCGGAGGAGCAAGGUCGAUGUUCCUGCAUUCAAGACGUUGAUCCUUGGGCAUUGUAGAGAGGGCGAUUUCGAACAGGGGUAUGAGUUAGUUCUCUCAAUGUUGAAGCGAGAUCUUGUCCCUGAUAAUGAAUGCUACAUAGGCGUGAUUGACGGGUUCUCACAGAAGGGAAGGAUGAAGUUUGCAUGGGAAGCCUUACACAGGAUGUUGAACAGCGGCCUUCGGCCUAGUACAAGCACUUUUCACUCAGUUCUUUUAGGGCUUUUGAACAAAGAUGGUUGUGCAAAAGAAGCAGCUGAUUUGAUUGAGAUAAUGCUAGAGAGGAAGAUCCGCCAGAAUGUUGAUCUUUCUACAAAUUUGAUAGAUACAUUGUUCAGGAACUGCCUUAAUGACCGUGCUUACAAGAUUGUUACAUCUCUAUAUGACCAUGGAUAUUACAUCAAGAUGGAAAAACUAAUUGCAAGCCUUUGCAAGGAAAAGAAGUUCAUGGAAGCUGCAGAUCUUACUUUAUUUAGCUUCAAGAAGUGUCAGAAUUUGGGUGUAGCCUUUCCAAGUAUGGUUAUGGAUGGUCUUUGCAUCACUGGUAGAGCUUCAGAAGCGUUCUGGCUGUUCUAUGAACUCAUCGAGAACAGAAGUUCUUCUUCUUCUUCUGCUGCUGCACCUCGUAGUUUAGUUGCACUUCAUCAUGCACUGGAGGAAUCUGGUAAAAUGAAGGAAGCUGAUUUUGUCGCUAAACAGAUGAGACGUGCAAGUGCCAGAAUUAGGGAAAGAACCUAGGAGCACUGUCACAAGGAGCAUUUUAAUUGCAAGCCCUAUGCUUCUCCAAGUACAUUAUUUUGUCUAAGUGUGAAUUUAAAGAAAGAGCAGGGUGUUGAAACUCUACCUGAUCCACUGCCCAAUAAGAAAUGGAUCAUCAAGGAUUGUGCGAUGGUGUUAGAAUGCAAAGUAUCAGCGGAUAUCCUUAAAAUGGUUCCAAAUUUCAAUCGAGACUUUGUAUAGCUAAACAGCCAGGCCAACUCUCUGUCACUACGGUUUAUAGCAUCACGAUCUGGAGCAUUUGUUCUCAAGGAUUGAUAUCUUUAGGAGGAAAGGAAGUGUUGGGAAGACAAGAUCACAAGAGUACAUUGCCCCUGGACUUUGAAGAGCAGUAACUGCAGGAGAUCAAAGUUUCCACUGAAAUAAACAUAUAAUGAAAAAGAAAGUUCAGCCGUCGCUCAUAUCCUCACCCAAAGUACGGAGCUUAACCUGGAAAUGUGAUGUCGAUUUCUAGACAUUAUUCUUUUGGAAGAUAGGCUCCUAAUGCUUUACCAUAUGGCAUAAUGGACCUUAGAGAGGAAACCGUGGCUGAACUAAAAUUUCUUCGCAGGUGGAACCUGGGCUUGAGAUGAGAAUACUAGCAAAUCUAAAACCGCUGCCACAUUUGUUUUCUUACCAAUUGCCACCAUAUUUUUAUCAGUGAAGAAUUGUCCGACAAUUGUUGCACUGUGAAGAAAACCAAACAAAAUUAACAAUCCAGAUCGUCGUU
This is a messenger RNA of Oryza brachyantha (malo sina), 2638 nucleotides long. Its product is annotated as pentatricopeptide repeat-containing protein At1g02060, chloroplastic. The coding region runs from base 16 to 1890 and encodes 624 amino acids. Lineage: Eukaryota; Viridiplantae; Streptophyta; Magnoliopsida; Poales; Poaceae. The transcript has 2 exons. The record is from RefSeq and is a predicted model, not a curated record. Gene Ontology annotation, molecular function: protein binding.